CUUGGAGAGUGUUUAAGUUUUUUCCUCUUCUACAGUGUGUAUUGUCAGCUAUUAUUGUGGUAGCAAUAAAGUCCUUGUUAAAGCAGAUUGGUGAACUGAGAGAACUUUGGAAGACUUCCAAGCUGGAUACUUUUACGUGGCUUGCUACCUUCUUCGCUGUAGUUGUAUUAGAUGUGGAUUAUGGCCUCAUUAUUGGAAUCGUUUUCUCCUUAAUUACAGUUCUUUAUCGUUCUCAAGUCCCCAAAACAUCCAUCUUGGGCCAUAUUCCUGGGACAGAAUUUUACAGGGACGUAGCCAAGUACCCUACAGCUAGGCUUAUUCCAGGAAUAAGGAUCUGCCAUUUUGGGUCUUCGUUGUAUUUUGCUAACAAGGAAUUCUUCAGGUCCGAAGUGUACCGACUAGUAGGAGUCCACCCACAAGAGUUAUCCAGACAUACAAGCACUCCAGCAUUGGGAGAUUGUGUAAGUGUAGUUUCAGAUUGA
Limulus polyphemus (Atlantic horseshoe crab) is the source of this 482-nucleotide messenger RNA. Its product is annotated as solute carrier family 26 member 6-like. Gene Ontology annotation, molecular function: chloride transmembrane transporter activity; bicarbonate transmembrane transporter activity; sulfate transmembrane transporter activity. Gene Ontology annotation, biological process: transmembrane transport. Gene Ontology annotation, cellular component: membrane. NCBI's taxonomy places the organism in Eukaryota, Metazoa, Arthropoda, Merostomata, Xiphosura, Limulidae. The transcript is spliced from 5 exons. The annotation marks the transcript as partial. The record is from RefSeq and is a predicted model, not a curated record.